Messenger RNA from Frieseomelitta varia, 2275 nucleotides. RefSeq names its product armadillo repeat-containing protein 8-like. Bases 141 to 2258 code for a protein of 705 amino acids. NCBI's taxonomy places the organism in Eukaryota, Metazoa, Arthropoda, Insecta, Hymenoptera, Apidae. Gene Ontology annotation, cellular component: GID complex. Gene Ontology annotation, biological process: proteasome-mediated ubiquitin-dependent protein catabolic process. Gene Ontology annotation, molecular function: protein binding. The record is from RefSeq and is a predicted model, not a curated record. The transcript is spliced from 7 exons.
UCUGUUAAAUGGACUAGCCAGUGUUCACAUAACAAACAAGUUCAAUUAACGAUUUCCUCUCGUUGGCAGUUAACUAUAUGCUGCGGGAUCAUUUUGAGUGGAAAACUUCCAUUUGUAUGUAAAGCCGGGAGAAGGGAAGUAUGGUUUCGGUGAUGCAACCGUUUAUGGAUGUUGAGAGCUCGAGAAGUUACAUUGACGAACUAUACUCGCUGGACCCACAGAAAUGCUUAGAAGCUAUUAUAUGUCUAAAAAAUUCUGUGAUUGGAAGCAAUAGGCAGAAAGGAUCUGUAAUAGCACAAGGUGUAGUGCCUCGUUUAUUGCAACUUCUCGGAGAUUCGUCAGAUAGAAUUGGAGACAAUAUAAGGCUCGAGGCUGCAGUGACUUUGGGUUCUUUGGCCAAAGGGACGGACCAGCACGUCCUGGCACUCAUAGAUCUUGGUGUAGUGCCAUUGCUUUUUCAGGUUAUAUUAUCCACGCCAGUCACAGAAACGUCAUUCGAAGGAAAACCAAAAAUUACGGAUCUGUUGAAUGAGUCAUGCCUUCGUUGCUUGAGAACAGUAUUUCAACAUCCGGCAGCACCAGUUCACUCGAUAUAUCAGGAUCCCGCACUAGUGCCAAGAUUAGUAUCGUUAGCGAAUCAAUGCGUCACUUGUCAAAUUUGUGUAGCAACAAUUUUAACAACAGCGUGCAAGACGACAGAGGAGCAAAGUGCUUUGGCCAAAGGAGGCGCAGUAGAAACAUUAGCAAUGCAGUUGGAUUCCCCAUUACCUGACGUUCAGUUGUCGGCUUUAGCAUGCUUGGCAAAUAUGUGUUACAAGAAUUAUAGGGUAUGUGUUAUGGUUGCGUCGGCAACUACCAGCAAUACACCGCAGGGUAGGCUUGUACCUGCAGCAUUAGGACUGUUAAUGGGUCGUGAGAAAAGCUCGUUAAUUCAACUUGAAGCUGCAAGAUGUGUUACGUAUAUGCACAGGACUGGAGUUUUACUAUACAAAGAUCCAAGAAUUAUAUACCGUGCUUUGCCUUGUUUGGUGCGACUUUGUCAUCGAGAUCAUCCACCGCGUGAAAGAGUAGCGGCGGCCGAAACCCUGGCUUUCCUUACUGAAGUUAAUACCGAAUUGCAACGUCUAGCUUCCAUUAGCAAUCAUUUAAUUCCUACUCUUGCAGAAUUAUUGCGAUGUCAUCCGCAUGUACAAGAUACAACGUUGACGCAAGAUAUGCGACAAGCUGCGUUCAGGGCAUUUGCGUCUCUUGGUGCUAAUGACGAAGAUAUUAGGAAACGUAUUAUCGAGACACAAAGUCUUAUGGAGCAAGUGGUAGCGGGCCUUCAGGAUCCAGGGGGUUCUCACGUACGUUUAGCAGCAGUUAGAUGCCUUCAUUCUCUUUCUAGAAGCGUUCAACAACUUCGAACGACAUUUCAAGAUCACGCUGUUUGGAGACCACUUAUGCAGUUGUUACACGGCGCGGACAAAGGAUUGGAAGGUAGAGGUGAAAGCGAAGUUGAUUUAUUAACUGUUGCCUCGAGUACUUUAUGUAACCUGUUGUUGGAAUUUAGCCCAAGCAAAGAACCGAUUCUUGAAUCCGGAGGGAUAGAGUUAUUGUGCUCGCUCACAAAACGAUGUACACCGGCGUUGCGAUUAAAUGGAAUUUGGGCUUUGAUGAACGUGGCUUUUCAAGCGGAACAGCAAGUAAAAUUGCAGAUUUUACAAUGCUUGGGAACAGAUCAAAUCUUUUGUCUUCUGGCCGAUCAAGAUAUACCAGUUUUAAUGAAGACAUUAGGUUUAUUGCGAAACUUGCUCUCUACGAAAGCACACAUAGAUCGUAUAAUGGGAGAGCAUGCUGCUCACGUUAUGCAAGCUGUUAUAUUAGUUUUAGAAGACCCAAGACAUCCAGCAGAUGUAAAGGAACAAGCUCUCUGUAUUUUAGCGAAUGUAGCCGAUGGAAACAGAGCGAAGGAUCAUAUUAUGGCUAAUGAAGAUGUGCUUAAAAAACUUAUGGAUUAUAUGAUGCAUAGCAAUGUAAAAUUGCAAGUUGCUGCAGUUUUUUGCGUGUGCAACCUAGUCUGGAGGGAAGAACCUGGUGCUGCACAACGGCAAGCACGUUUGAAAGAACUAGGCUUUUAUCGUAUUCUGCAACAAUUACGUCAUAGCAAAGAUCUUCAAUUAUUUGAUAAGUAUGACAGACAAUCUUUGAAUAUUCUUUUUUAUUUGCAUUUUUAUUUAUGUUUAAAAAUGAUCUUUAAUUGUUCUUGUAAAUUAUAAUAAUCCAAUAAGAUAUU